Messenger RNA from Priapulus caudatus, 1361 nucleotides. RefSeq names its product piggyBac transposable element-derived protein 3-like. The record is from RefSeq and is a predicted model, not a curated record. The transcript has a single exon. NCBI's taxonomy places the organism in Eukaryota, Metazoa, Priapulida, Priapulimorpha, Priapulimorphida, Priapulidae. The coding region runs from base 10 to 1332 and encodes 440 amino acids.
GGCUUGAAUAUGAAUGCAACUAUGCAAGAAAUAGAACAAUUCAUGGGCAUCUAUUUCAAAAUGGGACUCGUGAAAAUGCCUGGUUAUGCUUGUUUCUGGGAGACUGAUUUGCGUUAUAAUCCAGUAGCGGAUAUAAUGUCAAGAAACCGUUUCCAAAAAUUAACAUCAUACCUACAUAUAAAGAACAAUAAUACAGUUACGGAACAAGAAAAGGAAGACCGAGCAUGGAAGGUUAGGCCUUGGCUUGACAGUCUCAAUGCUACAUUUUCCCAAGUCUCUCCAGAUGAGCACCAAAGUAUCGACGAAAUUAUGGUGGCAUUCAAGGGCAGAGCCCUACUAAAACAAUAUAUGCCUAAAAAGCCUAAAAAGUGGGGGUUUAAACUCUGGGGUCGCUGUGACUCAUCUGGGUUUUUGCAUCAAUUUGAUGUAUAUCAAGGAAGAGGAUCUGGGCUUGUUGGUGAUGCACCAAACUGUGGACUUGGCGGUAACGUGGUUCUUAUGUUAUGUCAGUCAUUACCAGAAAAAAGAAAUUUCAAAAUAUGUGCUGACAAUUUCUUUUCCAAUUUUGCCAUGAUUUAUGAACUAAAAAAACGGGAUAUGUUUUAUAUAGGUACAGUCAGAAAAGAUCGGCUGCAUGGUGCACCCCUCAAAACUGAAGAUCUGAAAAAAAUUGGCCGAGGGGCUCAUCACUCUGUCAUAGAAACCACAAGAAACUUGUUUUUACUUAGGUGGUAUGACAACAAGUGUGUAAAUAUGGUAUCCUCAUAUGUGUGUGCUACACCUGUCGCUCCAGUGAGGCGCUAUGACCGAAAGAAAAAAGAACACAUCAAUGUCGAACAACCGUGUAUAGUUCGCACCUAUAAUAGCACCAUGGGUGGGGUCGACCUGCUCGACAUGAUGUGUAGUCUAUACAAAUGUCAUUUGAAAACCAGGAGGUGGUAUUUCUUUAUCUUCUAUCACACACUGACCAUAGCACUUGUGAACUCAUGGUUUCUCUACAAGAGAGAUUGCAAAUUGAUGAAUGUAAAAAAUAUUAUGUGUUUGAGGAAGUUUCAAGCCCAGGUCUCCUCUGCUCUCUGUCAAUGUGAAAAAAGAGUACGUGGUAGGCCAUCUUUGGGUACCCCACCACCUCUUAAAAAGAACCGUGUCAAUCCUCGGCCUAUAGCAGACGUACAGUAUGACCAUAUUGAUCAUUUACCACUAUAUGUAGAUGAAAGGCAGAGAUGCAAGUGCUGUUCGGAGAAAUUUUCCCAAGUAAAAUGUCAAAAAUGUGGCGUUCACUUAUGCCUUAAUAAAAAUCGGAAUUGCUUCAUUGCCUUCCAUCAAAAGUAACUACAGAAACAUCUCAACACUGUAAUUUU